Molecule: messenger RNA, 1113 nt
Organism: Lineus longissimus
Lineage: Eukaryota; Metazoa; Nemertea; Pilidiophora; Heteronemertea; Lineidae
Exons: 1
Coding region: 1-1113 (370 amino acids)
Source: RefSeq, a predicted model, not a curated record
AUGGGAAGCCCGGUAUCACCCAUUGUAGCCAAUCUAUACAUGGAGUGGCUGGAGCAACGCGCCAUAGCCACAGCACCACAAGACUGUAAGCCAAGGAUUUGGAAACGAUACGUCGAUGACAUAUUCGAGGUUAUCAGAAGAGGGGCUACCCAGCGGAUCACCGACCACAUCAACACCAUCGAUGAGACAGGGAACACCAAGUUCACGUUCGAGGAAGAAGUAAAUGGAAGUCUACCAUUCCUGGACCUUCUAGCCACAAGAACGGAGAGCGGUGUUUUGAAAACCACAGUGUACAGAAAGAAGACGCACACAGACCAGUACCUGAACUUCACAUCCCAGCAUGCUCUUAACCACAAACUCUCAGUCAUAAGAACUCUGUUGGAUUGUAAGGACAACAUCGUUUCGAACCAACCGGACCGAGAGACCGAGGAGGCCCAUAUCAAGAAUGCCCUCGGGAAAUGUGGAUAUCUGGCUUGGGCUUUCACCAAAGUCGAACAACAGCGUGGCAGGGGCAAGAACACUCAAUCUAAUGCUAAAGCCAAGCAGCAAGCCCCAACCAAGAAGACACCCCCCAUCGUACUGCCCUACAUCCAGGGGAUCACAGAGCCAAUCUCGCGGUUCAUGAAGCAGGCGGGUAUCUCAACGGCGAGUAGACCCCACACGACCGUGAAGCAACUCCUCGUCCAUCCCAAAGACAAACCAGACAUGUCGAACAUUACUGAUUGCGUGUAUCAGAUUCCAUGCGGAAACUGUCCCAAAUCGUACUUUGGGGAGACGGGGAGAAAAUUUGGAACUUGGAUAAAGGAACAUCAAACGGAUGUGUCCCAAAACACGGAUAAGAGACAGUUCACUCGCAGCCAGAGGAAAACAUCCCUCGGGGAAUUUCAUAAAUCGGCAAUAACGGACCAUGUUGCCCAGGACAAUCAUUCCAUCAGUUGGCGGGACAGCAAGGUAAUAGACCGGGAACCCAAUCGAUACCUUCGCUGGAUAAAGGAGUCGAUAUGGAUCAGAAAAACACCCAACAUGAAUAGAGAUGAAGGGGGCUUCAAACUACCUCACGUAUGGGACCACGUUUUGUUGGCCACUACCUCUAGUGGUCAACAGAAGAACUAA